This is a messenger RNA of Etheostoma cragini (Arkansas darter), 4299 nucleotides long. RefSeq names its product chromobox homolog 6a (gene cbx6a). The coding region runs from base 158 to 3583 and encodes 1141 amino acids. The transcript has 12 exons. NCBI's taxonomy places the organism in Eukaryota, Metazoa, Chordata, Actinopteri, Perciformes, Percidae. The record is from RefSeq and is a predicted model, not a curated record.
UAGUAGGCUGGCCGCUGCUGCUGUAGUGGUGUGUGUUUUUGUGUGUGUUUGUAUGUGUGUCUGCUGCCUCUCAUACAGUUUUGCUUUGGUCGGACUGAGCAGACAGCAGAGCUUGACGUCUGUAGAGAGGAAAACAGACAGGUAGCUUAGUUCGGGCAUGAAAGAAAAGAUGGAGCUCUCGGCAACGGGAGAUCGCGUUUUCGCCGCGGAAGCCAUACUGAAACGCCGCGUCCGUAAGGGAAGACUUGAAUACCUGGUAAAAUGGAAAGGAUGGGCAAUGAAGCACAGCACUUGGGAGCCAGAGGAGAAUAUUCUGGAUGACCGGCUGAUACUGGGCUUUGAGCGAAAGGAACGUGAAAGAGAAAUGCACGGGCCAAAGAAACGGGGACCAAAACCCAAAAACUUUGUCAUGAAGGCUAAUGCUCAGAAAGGAGGGACCAGCAGCCGAGCCUCAAACUCCCGCCAGACCACAUCGCGCUCCUCUUCGUCCCCUUCCAGUCAAGCUACUCCUUCCUCCUCCGCCUCACCUCAUUUAGCAUCGUCGUCGUCCUCUUCCUCAACUGUGGCACCCUCUCCCAAACUCAAUUCCCUUGCAGCUACACACAAGCUGAAGAAAGACAUUCACCGCUGUCACCGGAUGUCCAGGCGCCCGCUGCCCCGCUCAGACCCCCUGGCGUCCUCCUUCUCCAACCCCGGUGGCUUCCCCUCCCGCCUGCACGUCUCACCCUUCUCCGAGACCGUCCGCAUCCUCAACCGUAGAGUCAAACCACGGGAGAUCAAGCGAGGUCGGAUCAUUCUCAACCUGAAAGUCGUUAACAAGCCAGGUAGGGGUGGCACAGCUGCAGGCGGCAGGAAUCUUACAGAAGGACGCCAAAACAUCCCUUCCCGCAAUCGCAUUAUCGGGAAGAAGGGAGAUGCACCCUAUAGACCUUUCCAACCCCCUCUGAAGAUGCUUGGGUUCCCGAUGUACGGGAAGCCGUUUGGGCUGCAGUGUGGUGGCCCUUUGUCCUUCCACUCCCACCCAGGCUCCAGCACAGGGGCCAGGAACACCCACUCUUCCUCCAAGCACCAGUUGCCGCCUUCUCCUUCCAGCUCCGCCUCAGCUGCUCAGCCAGCCACAGGAGGCCCACCUUCCAGCGAGGGUGCCAAGUCCAGUAAACCUCACACAGAGACCCAGAGGGGCCAGAGUGCCGAGCAAGCUGCUAUCGCCCCGUCCUCCGAUGCGAACCCCUUGGCGUCGGCAUCUUCUUUCCUCCCCUCUUCACCAUCCUCCUCCUUGGACGACAUGGAUGAGGAUGAUGCCCUGAACCAUUCAGCAACCCCAGAGGGAGGCAGGAAAAGCACUCGCCAAAGCAGGGCUAAACGCCAGCCGCCCGCUGCCUCUGGCAUCACCGGGGAUCAGAUCUCUGCCCCUGCCGAACCCCAAAGGGUGCCUGCCGAAGGAGACCCCGACUGGCACCCUGAAAUGGCACCGAGCUGCAAGGAUGUGGUGGUCACAGACGUCACCACCAACCUGGUCACUGUCACCAUAAAAGAGUUCCCCUCCCCUGUCUCACCCUCCGCUAGCCCCGAAAGCGCCUCCUCCCCUCCUCCAAGCACCACCAUUGAUGAAGUCUCUCCACCCAAGCCAUACCUCGCUCCUCCUCUCCUCCUCUCCUCCUCUCCUCCUCUCCCCACGGUCCCCAUGGUAACGCACGGAGGAGAGCAGUUCAGCGACACGGAGACGGAGAGGGAGCUCUGGUACACAGAGCAGAGGGCGGCGAGAGGAAAACAGCUCCUGACAAACGUCUUCUUGAUAAUGAAGUUCGUGGUGGUGCUUGUGGCAGCGGGCACCCUGGCCUUCCUCGGCGCGGUCAUCUGCAUCAUCGCCAGUGUUUAUCCCCGGAAACGCGACGCGCCUCUCAGCGACAACGGCACCCUGACAUCGGAGAAUCUGUUCGAGCCCCUGGAGCCCGGAUCGGUGGCACACGCCGGACCGCUGGGCGCUCUGCACGGCGCCGAGUCCUACGAUGGAGAGAACGGACUCGGUGGCAUCGGUCUGGAGGGUCCCACUCUGAACGAGCUCAACCACGGGGAGGAGACCGGCGCUGGGUCCGCGAAACAGUUCAGCUUCAGCCGGUUGAUCUGCACGCCUGUACCGGUCGGAGAAUGCAAGACCAAAGAUCUGAGGCAGCAGGCGGACGACCCGCUGUACGGCACCUGGGAUGAAGACUGGACUUAUCUCCGGACCACAGCGGAUGACCUCCGUCAGACGGUCCUGCAGCAGAACGACCAGAUCCUCAUGGACCAGAGGACCAUCCGGGAGCUCACCGGGAAGCUGAGCGAGUGCGAGAGCGGCCUGGAGGACGAGAGGAACAUCCCGGAGCGGGGCAUCGGGGUCUGGAGCGGCAACCGCCGCGUCAUGGCCGGGGAUGAUGUGAGCUCGUCCGCCGCGGCGCAGCUGCAGACGGCGCGGGCUGUGGAGGAGCUGGCCAGGGCCAUCAUGGACCUGAAAGACCGCAUCGAGAAACUCGAGGCGGAGAUAGGCCCUGCUGCCUUAAACCUCACCGACACAUCUGCAGGUACAAGUGGCAGCAGCAGCAGCAGCAGCAGCAGCAGCAGCAGCCCGGCUGGUAACACUGGCAAGGCUCCCGCUACGCCCACCGGCAGUGCUUCCUCUCCACCUGCAGCGGCUCCUCCGGGGGGUCGCCGUCCCCCCUCCCCCGCUGCACCUGCCCCCAAGCCCCCAUCUAAGAGCUCCCCAGUGCGUGGAAAGGGCACCUGGAGGGUGGAGGACCUGGAAGGGGAGCUGGAGAGGAAGAUAAAGAUGUUGGAGAAGGAGCGUCAGGCCAUGAGGAAGGAGACGCAGGGCCAACAUGAGAAGAUUAACAAGGGCAUCGACACCGUCAAUCACCGCGUCACUGAGCUGGAACACACGCUGACAGAGCCGCCGUUCCCUGACGGCUUCAUCCUCUCCUUCCCCAUGCGAACUAACUACAUGUACGGCCUGGUGAGAAAAGAGAUCACAGAGAUGUAUGCCUUUACUGCCUGUGUGUGGCUGAAGGCAAAAGAAGGAGGCAUCGGCACCCCCUUCUCCUACUCAAUCCCGGGGCAGCCCAACGAGCUGGUCCUGCUACAGGGAGUCCACAACCCUGUGGAGCUGCUCAUCAAUGACAAGGUGGCGCAGCUGCCUCUAUCUCUACCGCAGGACGAGUGGCAGCACAUCUGUGUCAGCUGGACCCUGAGGGAUGGGGUGUGGAAAGCCUACCAGGGGGGGAAGAUGAAGGGGAGGGGAGAAGGACUGGCUGCCUGGCAUCCCAUCAAACCAGGAGGAGUCCUCAUACUGGGACAGGAACAGGAUACAUUGGGCGGGCAUUUCGAUGCCUCCCAGGCACUGGUCGGGGAGCUUUCCCAGUUCAACCUGUGGGAUCGGGUGUUAAAGCCAGCAGAGGUUGCCGCCCUGGCCGAGUGCAGCUCCUCAGCGCUAGGCAACAUCGCCCCUUGGACCGACCAAGACGUCGAUGUGUACGGUGGUGCCACCAAGGAGUCCCUGGACCCGUGCCACGCUGCCCAGAGAUCCAACCCCCCCAGCCCCAAACAGUGAGGGUUGAUUGGGAGAGGUCAGCCAAUGGUGACUGUGUUUGAUAGGUCGAUUUAGAAGACAAUAAUGUAUAACAAUGUAUCACAUUGGGAUUUAUAGUAUAUUUAUUGGGGAUGAGAAGCUUGCUGGUGGACUGAAAUAUGUGAUUGUGCGAUUAAGCUGUUAAGAGCGGUGUAUGUUUUGUUUUUAGUGUUGGUGUCCACGCUCAUGUGUUCUGCGGUGAGAUGCAGUGAGAUACACUGAGUUUAGUGACACAGAAUCACCUUAGUGAAGGCUGCAUGGGUGGAUAACCUUCUUGCAUGAACGGGACUCUUAUGGAAGCAUUUGGAUGAAGUAUUGGCUGUGGUUGAAUGCACCACCCUCAGUUUUAGGUAAUAAUCUGUUGGGCCAGUUAGCCUUACACGGUUAUUCAGGCGGAGGGCUUUGAUGGGUUUGAAUCCAGUUAUGGAGUUAACCUUCAAAAUGUCCAUAUCUGAGGGUUUCUUACAUUACAACAAAGUGACACAAAGUUCUCAUCUUGUGUCCAGUUGGUUGUGUUUAACGCUCAAACUGAAUCCUGAGACACUAUCAUGGUUAUGUUGAUUUCAACACUCACUGGGAAACAACAUGAGUUUUGUUCAUUUGUAAAUGUAUAUGAACCUGUUGAGUAAUGUCUCUGUACUGUUAGGUUUUUUACAUUGCAUAUCAUGAUCAUGUAAAACAGUGGUCUUGUUAAUGUA